AGAUAUGCCACAUGAAUUUCAUCACUUUAGUUAGUCAGACCUCACUAUGUGUGUGACAGUUUCUGCUGUAGACAGUUUACGUUACCGUCUAAGGUGAUCAGUGGUGUGUGAGUUCUCACAUGGCUUGUCCUGAGAACAUGUUUUUUCUCAUUGGCCUCUUUAUAUCAGGUGUUUUGGCCUGUUUUGGUCAACGAGAUUUGAUCGUCACAAUGCCAGAUAGACUGCAUGGACUGACUGGCUCCUGUGUGCAAAUCCCAUGUUCAUUUAAUGUUCCUGAACAACAUAAUAAUACAUUUAAAGCCACAAUACCAACCUUUGGAGUGUGGAUAAAAACACAUCCAGAUGUUCAUCAGUAUCCUGGAAACGUGAUUUUUCACAGUAAUGGGAAAGUCAACAGAUAUCAAGGGAAGAUAACUGGAAACAUGUCCCAGAAUAACUGCACCACAGUCUUCUUCAAUGUCACCACCAGUAACUCUGAUAAAUACUACUUCAGGAUUGACGGUCAACCAUACCGUGCAACAGAUCCUGAUAAGUCUGUUGAAAUAGUUGUCAGGGAUUUUCCUUCCAGUCCCAUCAUUACUGUCUCAGGUGAGGUGAAGGACGGGAACCCUGUCAACUUGAACUGCUUUGCUGUCGCUCCCUGUCCAGAACACCCCCCCGAGCUGACAUGGACUCUCCCAACACAGUUUACAUCUGACAACCAACUGCAGGAGAAUUCAGACCAAACCAAUUCAGUUCUCUCCACGGUGACCUUCACUCCAUCAUAUCUUCAUCAUGAGAAGAACAUCACUUGUACUGCAGUCUACCCAGUAGGGACAAGCAACAAGACAGCUGAACAUAACAUGAUGCUUAACGUUUCAUUCUCUCCUAAGGACACCUCGGCCUCCAUCAGUCCGGCUGAUCCAGUAUCUGUGGGCAGCUGUGUUAAUCUGACCUGCAGCAGUACAGCCAACCCUCCUGUGACAAACUUCACCUGGUUCCAGAUCAGUGGAGAUAAACCAACACAGGUAGCAUCUGGACAGAGUUACACCCUCAAUGUGACUGUAGAUGGAGGACUGUACUUCUGUGAAGCAAGAAAUAGUCACGGCUGUGGGAAGUCAAAGGAAGUGCAGCUGGCUAUUAAAGGGUCAGGAGAGCAUGUUAACCCAACGGUUUUUGGGGUUGCAGCAGGAACUCUGGGGGCAUUUUUGCUUAUCAGCCUGAUCAGUCUUUUUGUAUGGAGGAGAAACUCGAGGCUCCACGAUGGACUUGAAAGGACAGACAGUCCACAGGGACAGAACUCCCCGGUUGGGACAGUGUGUACUAACCAGGCCACAGCCGGAGAGGAACCAGAGGAACCUGCAGAAGACCAGCCUGAAGAGAUCCACUACGGUGACAUAGACUUCUCCAAACUACAGACCAAAGAGACCCCAGCUGCAGCCCAGGACAGGGUCCAGGGACAGGAGAGUGAGUACGCUGAAGUCAACGUGACUGGGAGAGGGGCUCAGGAACCACCACUUAACUACCUAGAUGGGCUUUAUGCACAAGUCAAUGGGUAUUAA
Molecule: messenger RNA, 1541 nt
Organism: Oncorhynchus mykiss (rainbow trout)
Lineage: Eukaryota; Metazoa; Chordata; Actinopteri; Salmoniformes; Salmonidae
Source: RefSeq, a predicted model, not a curated record